AUGCUGGGUGAGGACUACAACCCUGGCAAUAAGAUCACUAGUCAGGUAACAAGCGCGAGAGGGGGAGAUGGAAAAUCACAGCUUUUUGACGCCUUGGGUAGCCCAGCCACAGUUCAGCAGCUGAUUGUUGGGGGCGAAGACGUCAACCAUGAAGAUUUCCUCGGAGCAACUCCACUGCACUGGGUAUUCUCACAGGAACAUCCAAAUCUUGAAUCUGCGGAAAUCAUUCAUCAAAAUGGAGGCAACAUAAACAGCCAGGACUACCAAGGCAACACGCCUCUCGAGUAUGCCGUCCGUCACGCAGCGUCAGCGGCAGGCGUUGAAUGGCUUCUAUCCAAAGGCGCAGACCCAAACGUCAAAACGAAGCAGAAUCUCUUACUAUAUGCCUUGGCUAAAGGCAAAACAGAUAUCCUAAAGAUGCUAUUGGAUGCUGGAGCAGAUCCAAACAGCCCUCGACACUUCCCGCCACUCUUUCACGCCAUGGGGCUGGGCAGAUUUCUCGACGAGGCGGUAGACUUGCUUCUCGCACACGAGGCCAAUCCUGUUGCCGUGACGAACGGGAACGUGACGCCUCUGGCUUAUGCCGUUCGCCAAAGCAAGCCUUGCCGCAACCUGAGCGCGAUGCGAAAAGUGUAUGAGCAGGCGCAGCGUCGUGGCACUCCCUUUACGGCAGAGCAGCUGAGCAAGGCCUUUUCUGAAUACCGCGGCCAUGGCUAUCACCGGGAGCUUUUUGAGCAAUUCCUGGAGUGGAACGUUGAUGUGAACCAGAAAAUUGCUCGCAAAAGGGGAGGCUUUACUCGACCCUUGAUCAUCGCCUGCGGUGAUGAAAAUGCUGAUAUAGACGCCAUUCAGCAUCUAUUGAGCUUGGGAGCAGACCCAACUCUCGCAAAUCACGAUGGAGAAACUCCCCUUCACGCAGCGAUACUCACAGGAGCGCCAGAUACGGUCCUGUUCCUGCUAGAAACACUCGAUGCCCAGGCAAUCAAUCAGGCGAAUAACCACGGCCAGACAGCAUUACACAUUGCCUGCGAGAUUAUCCAUCCAACCGGCUUCCGCGUACACCAGAACAAACGAUUCUUCUUCGGCCCUCGACUAAAGAAAUUCACCAAAGACGAAGUCACACGCCAGCUUGCAAACCUAACCAUCGACCAAGCCGUUGCCAUAAGACGCGCGCGCUGCAUAGGCCUCGCACAGGCUCUCCUCGCCCACGGAGCAUCCACCCACGCGCAAGACGCCGUUAUAGGCGCCACGCCGCUGCACUACGCGUGCAGAAUCGGCAUCCCCGAGCUGGUGACUGCCCUCCUGGAGGCCUGUUCGGGGACAUGCCUCAGGCUGAGGGACAAGCUGGGCCAGACGCCACUGCACUGGGCGGCCAAGUACGGGAAAGCCGGCGCCGUGCAGGCGCUCAUGGAAUGGUCUCAGACAGAAGAAAACUGCGUGGAUGAUGAUGAUGACGGCCCGUAUGGGUGUCAUCUUCCGUACAUGGCCGACGAGCAGCGCCGCUUGCCGAUACAUCUCGCCGCAAUGAAAGGCCAUGACAAUACUCUGGAGGUUUUGCUAGAGUAUACUUCCGCAAGGUAUUACGAGGCUCAAGACAAGGACGGCCGCACGCCGCUGUGGUACGCCAGCUACUGGUACAAAGAUGUAGGGGUCUGGGGCUGCGAUCACUCUAGAUACGAUGACUGUGCGGGAAAGCUUCGACGCAAGAUUGAGAGUGCGCGUGGUGCUGUUCCGGCUUACUACUAUGCUUUUGCUGCUGUGGCCUCUUCGCUAGCUUUGGCGGUCAUAUUUCGGUCUGUUAUUGCUGGUGCUGCUGCUGUUGCUGUUGCUCAGGGACGCAGCUUUUGCGUAAAGGCGUGGGGAGGUGUAGUGGUUACAUGGCGAUGUGCGGUAGCUGGUUGGAGAUAUGCGCGAGAUGAGUAUUGCAGGAGCCAUACGUGA
Messenger RNA from Trichoderma asperellum CBS 433.97, 1941 nucleotides. RefSeq lists its product as uncharacterized. NCBI's taxonomy places the organism in Eukaryota, Fungi, Ascomycota, Sordariomycetes, Hypocreales, Hypocreaceae. Gene Ontology annotation, molecular function: protein binding. The record is from RefSeq and is a predicted model, not a curated record. Gene Ontology annotation, cellular component: ciliary inversin compartment. Gene Ontology annotation, biological process: protein localization to ciliary inversin compartment.